AUGUGUUCUCCAGGAUUCGCAAGCAAAUAUGUAUUUGUUGCAAUUGCAUCCAUUGUCAAAGUGUUUGCACAGAUUCCUAGUGCAACAUAUGAAUUUGGAAGAGACUGCAAUGUACAUCUUGAAAACGUGAAUGAGGAUCGUCCAGUAGACGUAACAUACAACGGAGAAAAAGUUUCAUGCUCGAAUCAUUUUUCAUUUAGAAUUGAAAACCAAGUUAAUUCGGAUACCUAUGCAAUUUGCGUUACACCCAAAUAUUUCAAGGACCCAGAUUGUGCUGUUGAAUUAAGCUUUGAAUAUGCAUUUACAGCUAAUAAGCUUCAGUUUAUUAACUGUACCAGUUAUUACGAUUCCAAAUUCUGUGCCUCUGUGGGACGGGAUCUGCACAUACUCUUUGAAAAGCACGAGGGAAAAACCCCAUCAAACUCAAAGUUCAAAUUUCUAGUCACUGCUAAAAAGGUUCCUUAUUAUCGGGAAGAACAUAAGAAUAACUUCGGUUUAAUUGGUGGUGGUGUUGGUGGAUCAAUUUUUCAACUGAUACUUUGUUUAGCUUGUUGUCGUCGUUUGAGAAGGAAAUCUUCAGAAGGACGAGUAUUGAGUCGGACACCUACAAAUGAAACUUCAACAGUACAUCAAAUUUCACAUCCACCUACAUCGUACCCCAGUCAAUCAACAACACAUGUUGUCCCAUCAUAUCUGGAUUCCCCAAGCUCAUCAUAUCAUUCAGCAGGAGAUGAUAUGCAACAUCAUUUCCAAUUUCGCCAUCCUGCAGAUUUUCAUGUGCUAAAUAACAAAGACAACAAAUCUGCACCCCCACCAAGCUAUGAUGAAGUUUUCAACAACAAAAUUCGUCCUUAAACUUUAAUUGUUCAAAUGUCCAUUCAAAACAACAGAACAUGGAAUAAAAAAUAAUAAUUUUUUGGGACUAGACGACAAUCUCAAUAUGGUCACAUGAGAUUUCACUGAUGUUAAAAAAGUUAAACUGCUUUUCCAAA
Saccostrea echinata is the source of this 992-nucleotide messenger RNA. RefSeq lists its product as uncharacterized. Lineage: Eukaryota; Metazoa; Mollusca; Bivalvia; Ostreida; Ostreidae. The transcript is spliced from 5 exons. The record is from RefSeq and is a predicted model, not a curated record. The coding region runs from base 1 to 855 and encodes 284 amino acids.